AUGGCACAGGCCUUGCUGUUGGUAGCAGCUUUAGCUGGGCUGGGCCUGGCUGUGAACCUGCUUGUUCUUGGGCUCUACCUACUCCGAUCCUGCUGCCGUUGCCGCAGGCCCAAGGCUGGUCCCCCUGAGGUCUCGGGCUCUCCAGAUGGAGGAGGCUGUGUCACCUGGAGCUGUGUGGCCGCCCUUCUCCUUGGCUGCGCUGGAAUCGGACUUGGUUUCUAUGGCAACAGUGAGACCAGCGAUGGGGUGUCCCAGCUCAGCUUCUCCCUCCUGCAUGCCAACCAUACGCUCAGCUCCAUCGACCGGCUGGUUUCAGAAACUGUGGAACGACUGGGGUCAGCAGUUAGGUCUGAGCUGACGACUCUAGAGGAGGUGAUGGCCCCACGGACAGAGCUGGUGGCAGCUGCCCGGGGCGCUCGGAGGCAGGCUGAGGCUGUGGCCCAGCAGCUGGGAGAGCUGGCUUUCUGGAGGGAUGUGCCCCUGAGCCCAAUUCGGGUGGCUGAAGGUGUCUCCUUUGUGGAGGAGUACAGGUGGUUGGCCUACAUUCUCCUGCUGCUUCUUGAUCUCCUUGUCUGUCUCUUCACUCUCCUUGGGCUGGCUAAGCAAAGCAAAUGGCUAGUGAUUGUCAUGACAGUCAUGAGCCUGCUGGUUCUUGUGCUCAGCUGGGGAUCCAUGGGGCUAGAGGCAGCUGCUGCAGUGGGUCUCAGUGACUUUUGCUCCAGUCCUGACCCCUAUGUCUUGAACCUGACUAGGGCAGAAACUGGCUUAAAUCCAGAAAUCCUCCACUAUUAUUUCCUCUGCAACCAGGUGGUCUCUAAUCCCUUCCAAGAGAGGCUGACCUUGUCCCAGCGCUCUCUGGCCAGCAUCUACUCCCAGCUCCAGGGGCUGGAACGAGAAGCAGUUCCCCAGUUCCCAGCAGCCCAGAAACCGCUGUUGGCCCUGGAAGAGACACUGAAUGUGACAGAGGGGAACUUCCACCAGCUGGUGGCGCUGCUGCACUGCCGGGGGCUGCACAAGGACUAUGGGGCAGCAUUGCGGGGCUUGUGUGAGGACUCCAUGGAGGGCCUCCUCUUCCUGCUCCUCUUCUCCCUGCUGUCCGCCCUGGCUCUGGCCACGGCGCUGUGCAGCCUGCCUGCUGCCUGGGCCCACUUCCCAGCCAGCGACGACUACGAAGACCCAGAAGACGAUGAUCCCUUCAACCCUCAGGAAUCAAAACGCUUUGUCCAGUGGCAGUCAUCCAUCUGAGACUCCCUCCUUGGGCUGGGUCUGCUACCCCCACCUCUGGCACCGCCCACCCACCAGAGAAGUUUCCCCUUCCCUACCAGGAUUCUUCUAGCUAUGAUGACUAACACUGCCAUACUCUGCCUGGC
Gracilinanus agilis (Agile Gracile Mouse Opossum) is the source of this 1370-nucleotide messenger RNA. RefSeq names its product tweety family member 1 (gene TTYH1). The transcript has 14 exons. Gene Ontology annotation, molecular function: intracellularly calcium-gated chloride channel activity; volume-sensitive chloride channel activity. Gene Ontology annotation, cellular component: smooth endoplasmic reticulum membrane; plasma membrane. The coding region runs from base 1 to 1245 and encodes 414 amino acids. NCBI's taxonomy places the organism in Eukaryota, Metazoa, Chordata, Mammalia, Didelphimorphia, Didelphidae. The record is from RefSeq and is a predicted model, not a curated record.